Messenger RNA from Pezoporus occidentalis (night parrot), 4364 nucleotides. RefSeq names its product BCL2 antagonist/killer 1 (gene BAK1). Gene Ontology annotation, molecular function: protein heterodimerization activity; protein homodimerization activity. The record is from RefSeq and is a predicted model, not a curated record. NCBI's taxonomy places the organism in Eukaryota, Metazoa, Chordata, Aves, Psittaciformes, Psittacidae. Gene Ontology annotation, biological process: intrinsic apoptotic signaling pathway in response to DNA damage; regulation of apoptotic process; extrinsic apoptotic signaling pathway in absence of ligand. The transcript has 6 exons. Gene Ontology annotation, cellular component: mitochondrial outer membrane. The coding region runs from base 39 to 902 and encodes 287 amino acids.
UAGAGGGAGCCUGAGCCCGCCUGACUCCUCCGGCGUCAAUGGUCCGGGGCUGGGUUUCGGGGCUGGUUUCUUUCUCUCUCCUCCUACCCGGCCCUGUUCGCUUCCUUCCCCCGCGACCGCGCUCGCAGCAGGCAGGAAGGGAGGCGGCGGGAUGGGGCCGCUGCCCGCAGGGAUGCGUUAGUGCCCGGACACCCCAGCCUGGGCCCCGCCGGGACGCGGUAAAGCCAAGACACCCGAGCAUCUCUGCAAUGGCCUCAGGGAAUGAUGGUGACCCGCUGAGGGACUGGGGGCGGAGGGGAAGCAACAGGCAGAGGCCGUCACAGGAGCUCAACUCAGAGGACCAGGUGGCUGAGGAGACGGAGGAGGUGUUCCGGAGCUAUGCCUACUACCGCUACGAGCAGGAGAGAGAGGAGCGAGGGGAAGAGGUGCCCGUGGACCAGGAGAUCAUGGACAUCGAGGAGGAGCUGGGCAGCAUCGGGAGCCAGGUGGGACAGCGCUUGGCCAUCAUAGGCGACGACAUCAACAAGCGGUACGACGCGGAGUUCCGCUGCCUGCUGAAGUCCCUGCAGCCCACCAAGGAGAACGCCUACGAGUGCUUCACCCGAAUAGCCUCCAGCUUGUUCGAGAGCGGCAUUAACUGGGGCCGGGUGAUCGCGCUGCUGGGCUUUGGCUACCGCAUGGCCAUCCACGUCUACCAGCAAGGCAGGACCGGCUUCCUGCGCUGGAUCGCCCGCUGCGUCGUGGAGUUCAUGCUCCGGAACCGCAUCGCCCGGUGGAUCGCCCAGCAGGGAGGAUGGGCGGCUGCACUCGAUCUGGACAAUGUUUACAUGAAGUACAUGCUGGUGGUGGUGGCCCUGGUCAUGGUGGGACAUUUAGUGGUACGACGCUUCUUCAAGCCCUAACCGAGGUGGUGGCAGAGGCUGGGGGGGGGUCUGGCCAAGCUCUCUCAAAUCUCUGCUCUUCAUUGAUCUUCCUCAAGAGAGGGGGGGAUUUGAGGAACCUCCAAGAGAGAGCAGCUUGGACCUGAGACCCACCACAGGGCCCAGGGUCUCUGCCAUCCAUGCAGACACCACCAGGAACUAUGGAGAGAAGCAGAGGGAGGGAGGGAGGGAGGGAAGGUUCAACUCUGUUGCCUGUUGCGUGCCUCACUCAGCUGCUGUGGACAGAGCAUCGCUGCGGCGCUCCCCACGUGGGGCAGGGAGGCAGAGCCGGCUCCUCUGGAGACAGGAGUGUGGAGGAGCAAAGGUGUUGUGGGGAUGCCCACACGUGGGCCCCGUCUGCUCCUUGGGGCAGGCGUGGAGCUCCCCGUUUGCUGAUGGCUCUCCUCAAGCCCAUGCCUUUGAAGAGGGGUUGCAGCCUUGGGUGCUGCAGUUGCUGUCUGUAGAGGCACCGGAGGGGCAAGCCAGCAUGAGCACAUGUGGGGCUUGCUUUCGUCUUCCCUCUGUUCCUGAGCCCAACUACUUGAGCCUUCCCUUUCAACAAGCAUCCCUACCCCUUUUAAAGGACCGCACUGCCUGCUCUGACAAUCCACGGCAGUGCUGGCGGGCAGGAUUCCCCUUCCAACGCCUGACCCUGGAGACCUGCUGCUCUCCCAUGGCUGAUGUGGGUGCUGGGUGCUCAGAGCUGGGGAGCACCAGCAGGUUUCCAAACACUAAAGGCCUUGGGGCGGCUGAUGGUUGGUGCGGGCAGGCUGCCUGCCCUCCCUGCCCUUCUGCUUCCACUCAGUAGCUUCAGAUGCUGGCAGAUGAGCAGCCCAACUGUGACCAGUUGGUCUCCCUUGUUCCCAAUGGGAGCCCUGGAGUUGCAUCACCCCCCUACAGCAGCUCUUUGCCUCCUGAGCUCAGCUGGGCAGGAUGGUGCAGAUGUGCUGCGGUUGAGCCCAGGGCUGUGGUGCUUUAGAGCUGCUUCUUCUGGGCACAGCAUCUUUGGGAAGUGCCUUGACCUUGUUCUGUUCAUGACUAAUGGUUAAACAUGACUUUGGGGGAGUGGGGCAGGAGCAGGACCCACUCUCGCACCUCAAACCUUUCUGACUUUUACAAACUAUGGAGAGUACCUCAGCAUGGUUUAGCUCUGUUCUUUUUACCAGGUGACUCUAAGGCUUGAAACUGUGAUGGCCCCUUCUGAGCCAAACUCACCCCUCCAUCUCCUAGAGCGGGUCAGCAGCUGGGGGGGGGGAGACGGAGGGACUGGAGCUAGGAGGUGAGCAGUGGUCCCGUACCCAGGCUCCUCUCCCAGUGCAGUCAGAGCCCCAGAGACUGGGCACACCGAGAGAGCCCAAGGGGGUCAGAUCUUGAGAGCAGCCCAUCUGCCACAUAGGAAAGGCACUCCUGGCAGACAGCUGCCUAACCUGCUCCUAACCCCCCCUGCAUUGCCUCCCCACCACUUCCUACCUUAACCUUUAGGUGAGGUUUCCCCUCCACGCCUUGCUGCAGUUGAAGCUUGUUACUACACAUCCUGUCCAAGCACAGAGACAGCGUCCCUCGCAUCCCUUCUUGCUGCUGCAGAGCCUUAGCAGGACCAGCCACAACAUUAUAACACUUACAUCCCUCGUGUUCCUGCCUCCCUUCACGGAACAGGGAACUUCUGAGCCUGUUUCCAUAUCAGGGUCUUUCUGUGCUUGUCAUUUUGACCCUGUUUCUGCAUUAUCCCUUUCCCUGGGCUGUGCUUCAUAGAAAGGCAUUAAAAUACUUGCUAUAAUAUUCCUUUUCUAUAGAGCUCUCUUUUGGUUGAUUCUUCACCCGUGCUGAGCAGCACAGAUCUCCACUGGUCUGUCCAUGCUGGUUUGUGGCCAUGCUGACUCCCUUGGAGCACCACUGUCCCCUUCGCCUUCAUCCACACACGACUUCAUUUACCCCCUGUUCACCCACCUUGAGAGUCCUCAACCCCCUUCUCUGGUAGGAGCCAAAGUAACCAAGUGCUCUCAGCUGCAGCUCCCCAUCCCCGCUCCUUCCCUUCUCUUCUGGGGGGAAAACACCACCAGAUGGAGCCUUUUUGCCACGAUGAAAGCCAACUUCUUGCUGUUGGUUUCCCUUUCUCUUCAUCAGCCCCAUUACUGACAGUCCUGGCCUCUAGGCUGGUUCUCUGGUCCGUUGUGCCUCCAGCAGGACUCCUUCAGAGGACAGCAACCAGCACAUCAGCUUCCAUUCACUACUUCACCCUCCCAGAACUCUAACGGGCUGAGAGAACUUGUGCUUGCACACAGAGCCGUGCUGCUUCGAAUUGAUUCUCAUCUUCCACAUUAAAGUGUUUCACUGCAAGCCCCAUUCAGCUGCGAGGCCAGCAGACUUUACAGAACGUUUGUCGGCUUUAUAGUAGGUGCUGAAGCCUUAGUGGAGUCUGUGGCACCAGGACAGAGAAUCGAACCUUUAAAACAGGUGCUGUAGCAAAGGGAAGUUCCCAUUUGAUCCGUUUUCUCAGGGAGGAUUGUCUCAGGAUCUCAGUCUAUUGCCUCCCUCUGCUCUCGCCUCUCCCAGCCCUCCUGGCACUGCUUACAGCAGGGUGGGCUAAAGCAGACCCAGAUGAGAGGCCUUGGCCCUCCCCAGGAGCUGAUGCUCCAGAGCCACAGCAGGCAUCUACCUCGAAGCCCCACUCAGCAGGUAGCACCGUGUCUGCGUGCAGAAGGCUUCUGCUGUGGGCCAGGAGCAGUGCUUCGUUAUCUAGCAGCAAGAGCUCUAGAUAAAACUACAUCCUUAGGGUAACCCCAGCCUCCCCUUACAGGGCUGAAUCAGCCACUUUAUUCUGCAGGGAUAAAGCCCUGAUUGACUGCGAUAUUCUUCACAAGUGUGAACUUUUUAACCACCAACCCAGCCCUGUGUCAUGUGGGAUGCAGGGACAGCAUCCUCCAGCCUAGUGACUGCCCCGGGGCUUUGGCUUUUGCCCUGGUGAGCAAGGGAAGUGGGACUGGGAAGCCCUCAAGGGGAAAACCAAGGUGAAGGCGAGGAAGAGGCUCUGCCCUGGCUGUUUAGCAGGAGGGGAUUGCUCAGUGCAUCACUUGGUUUCACACAGCCCCUUCCCCAGCUCCUUUCUCCAUCCCUCCAGGAAGCCCCAGCACUGGAGGAAGGGGAUGGGGUGUGUGAUGGAGCAAUAGAGCUUUGCACUGACUGUGGAGGGGAGGGACUGGAAAACACCUUUUCUUUCCAGGAGGAGGACAGGAGGAGUUGUCCCAGUAGCAGCAGAGAAAUGGGGAACACUCGGUCUGCAGGCCAGCCUUUCCCCAGUGCAGGGCAUCUCUAAAUGGCAGGCAAAGAGGCUGUGAGGAACAUGGUGGGUUGCUUUAAAAUAAAACCAUUUCUCUCACAUCCGUUCUGUUUUAAAUGAUGUAAUAUAUAUACAUGUGAAAAUAAAAAUGGUACCUGCAGUACAAA